AUGACUUCCAUUCCUCCUACUACAGAUGCUAUCACCACUCCCACAACAACAAAUAAUACCACUACUGCCACCACCACUACUCCCCUCCGCUAUAUCCGUUACAAUGCCGCCCACGAAGACACCUACGUCCCCGCCAUGCGCCAAUUAAUCUCCAAAGACCUCUCCGAACCCUACAGUAUUUAUGUCUACCGCUAUUUCCUCUACCAAUGGGGCGAUCUCUGCUUCAUGGCCAUGGACGACAACAACUCCGAGCUCCAAUCCUCCUCACCAAUGGUCGGCGUCGUCGUGAGCAAACUGGAGCCGCAUCGCGGGGGCCCCUUACGCGGAUACAUCGCCAUGUUAGCCGUGCGCGAGGAGUAUCGGGGCCAGGGGAUAGCCACGAAAUUGGCUCGUAUGGCCAUUGAUGCUAUGGUGGAGAGAGGAGCGGAUGAGAUCGUGCUUGAAACCGAAACCACCAAUACCGCCGCGAUAAAACUCUACGAGCGACUCGGGUUCCUGCGGAGUAAGCGUCUGCAUCGGUACUACUUGAAUGGCAACUCGGCGUAUCGGCUUGUGCUGUACUUGAAGGAAGGGGUUGGGUCGAUGCGGACGAAUAUGGAUCCGUAUGCUCAGCGAACAGGGCCGCCUUACCCCUUGAUUGAGGAUAGAACGGACACGGUGGUGACCGCGCCGGAGCCGGCGUUGACGCAUGAAAAUGGGAAGUGGUAG
Aspergillus neoniger CBS 115656 is the source of this 708-nucleotide messenger RNA. Its product is annotated as peptide alpha-N-acetyltransferase MAK3. Gene Ontology annotation, biological process: N-terminal peptidyl-methionine acetylation. The record is from RefSeq and is a predicted model, not a curated record. NCBI's taxonomy places the organism in Eukaryota, Fungi, Ascomycota, Eurotiomycetes, Eurotiales, Aspergillaceae. The coding region runs from base 1 to 708 and encodes 235 amino acids. Gene Ontology annotation, cellular component: NatC complex. Gene Ontology annotation, molecular function: protein-N-terminal amino-acid acetyltransferase activity. The transcript has 2 exons.